AUGGCAGCAUCCAUGAAACUUUGUCUGAUAAUGAUGUUCAUGGCUAUUGCCACUUCCUCGGUGAAACCAUGUCUUUCAUAUGAAGUUUUUGAUCCAUUUGAGGGUCCUAUCUCUCCCAUGACAAGUUUUGAAAAGCUCUUGACUGAUUGUAUACUUAAGUUGCAUCCACCAUGUGAUAAUCUCUACAUGUUUGGAACAAUAUUUUUCUACAAUGAAACAAUUAGCAAAGAUUGUUGCAGCAACAUUCGUGAAAUGGGAAAACAGUGCCAUGACACAUUAACAACAUAUAUUCUAAACCUUCCAAAAUCUAAAGCCAAAAAAACCCUAAUUCUACAAAGGAGUAAGCAAGUUUGGAAAGAAUGCAACCACCCUUUGCCCCGACAAGUUCAAAAUGUUGCUUCUGAUGCCAAUUCGAUUGAUUGUUCAUCAAAGUUUCAUUCACAGUGUGGUGAAGAGUUAUAUUUUGGGAUAUUUUUUGGGAAUGAUACUGUUAGUAGAGAUUGUUGCCAAAACCUUGUGGUUGAUGUUGGGAAAGAGUGCAAGGAUAUCAUGACAAAACUCGUUUUGAGAUUUCCACGGUUUAAGCAAAACGAAACCCUAGUUUUGCGUAGGAGUGACCAAAUUUGGAAUGAUUGUCUUUCAUUUUUGGUGCAAGAUUGA
Sphenostylis stenocarpa is the source of this 660-nucleotide messenger RNA. The record is from the annotation of a GenBank genome assembly. NCBI's taxonomy places the organism in Eukaryota, Viridiplantae, Streptophyta, Magnoliopsida, Fabales, Fabaceae.